AUGGCUGACAGAGCCAAGCUGAGACAACUCGACUUUGGGGCUGCUCCUCCAAGUCGGAGGAGCAAGCGAGUCUACAGAGAGAUCGACAACAGGAUCCUGAGGCUCAAUGACACACUGAGUCGCGGCGAGAAAACUCCUCUUCAGUUCCUAGAUGCGGUGGCCAACCUCAUAAAACUUGGUUUGUUGGAAAAUGCCUCGGCUGGAACUAGAGAACAAAUGGAAGAGAACGACAGCACUCGAGUGUUUGAUAAGCCAAUGCCUGUCAUCACCUGCAUAACGCCUACGUACUAUCGCGGUUUGUUGGAAAAUGCCUCGGCUGGAACUAGAGAACAAAUGGAAGAGAACGACAGCACUCGAGUGUUUGAUAAGCCAAUGCCUGUCAUCUACGCCAUAACGCCUACGUACUAUCGCGGUGUGCAGAAAGCUGAAUUGACCAGGUUGUCGCAGACUUUUCUUCACUUGCCAAGUUUUCAUUGGAUAGUGAUAGAAGAUUCAUCAUUAAAAACAAAACUGGUCACCAACGUCUUGAGCCAGUCUGGGGUUAUCUACACACACUUAAACUUUCUCACAGAACGGAGAGAUAGCAAGAGGUUAAAAACUAAAGGUGUAUCACAGAGAAAUGUGGGGUUGUCAUGGUUACGAAAACCCAGGAUCCUGAAAUACAGCCUGGUGUUGUGUAUUUUGCUGAUGAUGACAAUACGUAUGAUCUGGAAGAUAUUUGCACAGAUGCGAGAAACGAAACAGGUCUCUGUGUGGCCCGUUGGUUUUGCUGGGGGUCUCAGAUUUGAAAGACCUAUUGUCAAAAAUGGAAAGGUGACUGGUUGGUUUGCGCACUGGGAGCCGGAUCGACCGUUUGCUAUUGACAUGGCUGGAUUUGCUGUCAACCUCCAACUUUUCUACAAGCACCCAGAGUUGAAGUUCUCCAACAAUACGCUGCCAGGUUUUCUGGAAUCCACUUUCGUCUCAGACACAAAGGUCUCUUUGGACGAUCUGGAACCUCUUGCUGAUAACUGCACAAAGGUUCUGGUUUGGCACACGAGAACUGAGAGUCCCGAUCUGACAGGUGAACGCCAGAAAAAAAGAAAACUUGGCCAUGGAUCUGAUCCUAAUGUUGAAGUAUGAGAAAUAUUGUGUUCCUUAUGAUGUUAUAUUGUCAGUAUAUACGCUGCAUGUUCCAUGUAGAACUCCGAUCACAACAAACAUUUAUAUACUAAUAAAGAGUUAAAGAACAUUCUUUUCAUGAUAUGAGUAACUAUAGUCAUGUUUUACUUCUGUUGGGCAAUACAGAUCAUAUUCAUUACACAUCAGAUAUUGCAU
Molecule: messenger RNA, 1317 nt
Organism: Haliotis rubra (blacklip abalone)
Lineage: Eukaryota; Metazoa; Mollusca; Gastropoda; Lepetellida; Haliotidae
Product: galactosylgalactosylxylosylprotein 3-beta-glucuronosyltransferase 2-like
Biological process (GO): carbohydrate metabolic process; chondroitin sulfate proteoglycan biosynthetic process
Cellular component (GO): Golgi membrane
Molecular function (GO): galactosylgalactosylxylosylprotein 3-beta-glucuronosyltransferase activity
Source: RefSeq, a predicted model, not a curated record